Truncatella angustata is the source of this 615-nucleotide messenger RNA. RefSeq names its product autophagy-related protein 16. The record is from RefSeq and is a predicted model, not a curated record. NCBI's taxonomy places the organism in Eukaryota, Fungi, Ascomycota, Sordariomycetes, Amphisphaeriales, Sporocadaceae. The coding region runs from base 1 to 615 and encodes 204 amino acids. The transcript has 2 exons.
AUGCCUGUAGACUGGCGGUCCGAAUACCUCGCGAACCUGCACGAGGCCGAGCUCCGCAGCCCGGUCAACAAGGACCUGGUUGCGACCUGCUCCCAGCUCGCGGACCGCAUAGCCUCGCUCGAGGCCGAGAAGGCGGUGCUGCUUCAACGCGGGCCCGACCCGUCUCCCUCUGGCAGGAGCGCGACGCCAUCAGCCACACCGGACUCCGGUGAUCCGGGCAUCACGGCGCAGCUACGCCUCGAGCUCGCAGAGGCCCUGCGCUCCAAGGGCCAGCUGGCAGCCAAGUUCAAGAGCGCGGACGCCGAGCUGCAGAAGCUGCGAGCCAAAGGCAAGGUGGACGACAAGCGGAUACGCGACCUCACCGGCGAGCGGAACACGGUGACGGCCAAGCUGCGCGACCGAAGCGAGGAGCUGGUCGGAAAGAACCGACUGCUCAAGGACGUGCAGGACGACAACUUGACGCUCAACAUACAGCUUGACGUUCGGGAAAAUGACCUCAAGAAGUUGAAGGCCGAGAACAAGGAACUCGUUGACCGCUGGAUGAAGAAGAUGGAGAAGGAAGCUGAAGCCAUGAACCUCGCCAACGAGCCACAGUCAAAUGGAAGAAAAAGGUAA